AUGGCUUCAUUCAUGAUGACCCCAGUGCGGCUUCAAUCGGCACAUCAAUCCGGCGAUGCUAUCGUCCCAGAAGUUGAUCCUUCUCGACAGCCAGCAGAUAAAACAGUGCAUAGUGUCACUGAUGUAGAGACGAAAACCGAAACAGACCCUCCAUUUUCAAUAUAUAGCCCUUCCGAGAAGAAGUGGAUUAGCUCCGUCGCCUCAUUUGGUGCCAUGUUCUCGACAGUCAGCAGCUAUAUCUAUUUCCCGGCACUGGUGCCAAUAGCCGCUGAACUUCGUGUGUCUCUCACCAUGAUAAAUCUUACCGUGACAUCAUACCUGGUUGUCGCUGGCAUUGCCCCGGCUUUCAUGGGAGACAUUGCCGAUCAGGGGGGACGAAGGCCCGCCUAUAUUUUAAUGUUUACUUUGGCGCCUCAGGCAAGCCGUCUCAUUUCUACCAUCUUUGUGAUGUCGCUGACCAACAGAUUUGAGAUCAAAGGCUCAUAUGGCGCAGCAUAUGGAAUAAUUGCCGACAUUACCACGACUACCGAGCGAGGAUCCACUAACGCAGCUCCAAGUUUUGGCCCUGUUGUGGCUGGAGCACUGACCCAGAAGUUUGGCUGGAGAUGGAUUUUUUGGUUUCUCGUUAUCAUGACCGGUACCUACCUCAUCCCGGUUAUCCUGCUUCUUCCUGAGACUCAGAAGAAGCUCGUGGGAAACGGAAGUGUGCAAGCUAGAGGAAUCCAUAGAAGUGCAUUUGACCUUUUCACCAGCAAUCGCAAGAUCAAGGGCGAUCAAGGCGAACGACAUGGAAAACGGAAACCCCACAUCCCAAAUCCUCUCAAGUCGAUUUUGAUGCUUCGCUCAAAGGAAAACCUAACUGUCAUUAUGAUCGGAUCUAUCACAUAUUUAGUGAAGAUGACUUUGCAAACAUCACUGGCGGCUCAAUGUACCGACAUAUAUAAUCUUGACUAUCUCCAGGCCGGAAAGUUCCUGGACCGAAAUAUCGAAUUGUUUGCUUCUCGGCAUGGAAGAGGCGGUCAAUACCGAAGAGGCGACGACAUCUCUGAUUUUCCCAUCGAAGAGGCCCGCCUUGUCGGGAUAUACACACUGGUUAUUACCAGCGCCCUGGGAACCGCCGGCUUCGGGAUUAGUCUCAUGAAGCAAACGCAUAUUGCAGUUCCUCUCACUAUGCAGUUUAUAAGCGGAGCUACAACUUCCAGCAUAUUCACCAGUCUUCAAUGGGUUUCUGACUGGAACGCAGAUUUGCGGAACUCUUCUAACGGAUAUAAAUCCCAAUGCCUCCGCUACCGUCCAGGCUUCUUAUAA
Messenger RNA from Penicillium verhagenii, 1308 nucleotides. RefSeq lists its product as uncharacterized. Lineage: Eukaryota; Fungi; Ascomycota; Eurotiomycetes; Eurotiales; Aspergillaceae. The coding region runs from base 1 to 1308 and encodes 435 amino acids. Gene Ontology annotation, molecular function: transmembrane transporter activity. The record is from RefSeq and is a predicted model, not a curated record. The transcript has 6 exons. Gene Ontology annotation, biological process: transmembrane transport.